UUCUUUUUUCUUAUUUUCUUUGCUUUUUCUUCUCUCUCUCUCUCUCUCUCUCUCUUGAUUCCUUAUUACUUUUUCUUCCAUUUUUCAAUUCUUUUUCUUUUUUCCUCAUUUUUUCUUUCCUUCCUCUCAUUCUUUCUAUCUUACUCUCUGUCUGCUUAUCUAAGGGACUCUGGUUGGGUCUAUAUCAGUUAUUCAUAUUUUCCCUUAAUGUCCUUUCAUAAACCUCAAUAAAAAAUAAUAAUAAUAAUAAUAAUGAUAAUAGUACUCUCUCUCUCUCUCUCUCUCUCUGGGGUGAACCAAAGACUAUCACACCAUCAGCAGAAAUAAAUGGCUGAUUACAGACUAGCAUAUAUUAUUACCAGCACUAUCACAGCCCCAGACGCAUAAGGUUAACGACCACACCUGACUCCGAAUACCUGACGUGCUAUCAAACUCUAUACGUGUCACUCAAAGAUGUGUUCCUCUGAUACUAUAGGAAUGGGAGGGGGGUCAAAAAAUUGGGUCACGAGGGAUAUCGGUCAAUACCACAUGCUAAGUUAACCCCCUGACUGUGGACUUCCUACAAGAGACAUCACCAAGCUACAGGAAUGGAGCAAAAAGUGGCUGCUACAAUUCAAUGAAGAAAAUAUAAAGUUGGGAGGGGAUAUCCAGCAUACCAGUACCACAUGGGAAACACUCCACUAUCCACCACAGAGGCAGAGAAAGACCUGGGAGUGUAUGUUACCAGGCUACCAGUGAAGGGAUAUCCAGCAUACCAGUACCACAUGGGAAACACUCCACUAUCCACCACAGAGGCAGAGAAAGACCUGGGAGUGUAUGUUACCAGGCUACCAGUGAAGGGAUAUCCAGCAUACCAGUACCACAUGGGAAACACUCCACUAUCCACCACAGAGGCAGAGAAAGACCUGGGAGUGUAUGUUACCAGGCUACCAGUGAAGGGAUAUCCAGCAUACCAGUACCACAUGGGAAACACUCCACUAUCCACCACAGAGGCAGAGAAAGACCUGGGAGUGUAUGUUACCAGGCUACCAGUGAAGGGAUAUCCAGCAUACCAGUACCACAUGGGAAACACUCCACUAUCCACCACAGAGGCAGAGAAAGACCUGGGAGUGUAUGUUACCAGGCUACCAGUGAAGGGAUAUCCAGCAUACCAGUACCACAUGGGAAACACUCCACUAUCCACCACAGAGGCAGAGAAAGACCUGGGAGUGUAUGUUACCAGGCUACCAGUGAAGGGAUAUCCAGCAUACCAGUACCACAUGGGAAACACUCCACUAUCCACCACAGAGGCAGAGAAAGACCUGGGAGUGUAUGUUACCAGGCUACCAGUGAAGGGAUAUCCAGCAUACCAGUACCACAUGGGAAACACUCCACUAUCCACCACAGAGGCAGAGAAAGACCUGGGAGUGUAUGUUACCAGGCUACCAGUGAAGGGAUAUCCAGCAUACCAGUACCACAUGGGAAACACUCCACUAUCCACCACAGAGGCAGAGAAAGACCUGGGAGUGUAUGUUACCAGGCUACCAGUGAAGGGAUAUCCAGCAUACCAGUACCACAUGGGAAACACUCCACUAUCCACCACAGAGGCAGAGAAAGACCUGGGAGUGUAUGUUACCAGGCUACCAGUGAAGGGAUAUCCAGCAUACCAGUACCACAUGGGAAACACUCCACUAUCCACCACAGAGGCAGAGAAAGACCUGGGAGUGUAUGUUACCAGGCUACCAGUGAAGGGAUAUCCAGCAUACCAGUACCACAUGGGAAACACUCCACUAUCCACCACAGAGGCAGAGAAAGACCUGGGAGUGUAUGUUACCAGGCUACCAGUGAAGGGAUAUCCAGCAUACCAGUACCACAUGGGAAACACUCCACUAUCCACCACAGAGGCAGAGAAAGACCUGGGAGUGUAUGUUACCAGGCUACCAGUGAAGGGAUAUCCAGUAUACCAGUACCACAUGGGAAACACUCCACUAUCCACCACAGAGGCAGAGAAAGACCUGGGAGUGUAUGUUACCAGGCUACCAGUGAAGGGAUAUCCAGCAUACCAGUACCACAUGGGAAACACUCCACUAUCCACCACAGAGGCAGAGAAAGACCUGGGAGUGUAUGUUACCAGGCUACCAGUGAAGGGAUAUCCAGUAUACCAGUACCACAUGGGAAACACUCCACUAUCCACCACAGAGGCAGAGAAAGACCUGGGAGUGUAUGUUACCAGGCUACCAGUGAAGGGAUAUCCAGUAUACCAGUACCACAUGGGAAACACUUCACUAUCCACCACAGAGGCAGAGAAAAUCAUGGGAGUGUAUGUUACAAGGCUACCAGUGAAGGCCAAAUCCGUGCCAAUCGCAGCGGACGGGUUAAGGCUGAUGAAGUCCUGAAUGGGGAACACUUUAGUAGCCUGCUAAUUAUGGGCAUAUCAUUUACAUAAAGCGAUGAGUUAUGCAUCUAUACGUUUGCGAGUGUGUGUGCGUUUGUGAGUAUCUAUCUUUCGUUUUUUCGUAUUAACUGUGAUUUGUUCCGCUUGUUACGUUUAUACAUUCAUGGAAGGGGAGGAGUGAGGGAGUUGGUAGUAAUUGCAUAAGAACGCCUGAUAGAAAAAUUACUGAGUUUCCUACUAAAAGGUUACAUGUUUUAAUUCGGAUAACGCGAUGGAUAUGGACAAACUUCAAAAAUUACUGAGUUUCCCACUAAAAGAUUACGUACUUUGCUUUGGAUAGUGUGAUGGAUAUGCACAACCAUUAAAAAUUAUUAGAGUUUCCCACUAAAAGAUUACGUACUUUGCCUCGGAUAACACGAUGGAUACGGAAAACCCUGCAAAAUUGCCGAGUUUCCCACUAAAAGAUUCCGUACUUUGCCUCGGGUAACGUGACGGAUAUCGACAACCUUCAUUGGCGUCAUUUUCCUUGAACUCUGGGUCAUGUGAUAUCCCUAACACACCCUAAUUUGAACACUGCUAUUAGAGGCAGUAUCGAACGUAUUGACACGCCAACCACUGUAUCAAGGCUCGGGUAGUAGUUUAGGCAGUGUGUUCUUGUGUCUCAAAUCCUCAUAACACUCAAUGGAAAGAUGUCCCUAUCAGUGUCAUGGCAUCUAGAGGCAGUAUCGAGACUAUUACGCCACUCUGGUCCUUUUUUUUUUUACUUAUUUCAUCCCUUUUAUUCCAUUCAUUUCUACUGCAUUCCUUUUUCUUAUUUUCUUUGCUUUUUUUCUCCUUCCUUUUAUUUUUUUUAUCUUAGUUUCUCCUCUUUGGUCUCUCUCUCUCUCUCUCUCUCUCUCUCUCUGCCUCUUCCAUAUUUCAUCAUCUGACACGAUAAGACAAGUGUUCCAGGAUUGAUUCUUCUCAUUUUUCACAACACAGUUUCUUUUAUUACAUUUACAGUGGUCGUGCAUCCCCAGUAUUAAUUUCUAUUCAGUUUACAAAGUCUUUCAUCCAGGAUUGCACCACGCGAGAUCGCUGGCCAUGAUAACCCGUCCGCUGCGAUUGGCACGGAUUUCGCCUUCACUGGUACCCCUGGUGAUGUAUACUCCCAGGUCUUUCUCUGCCUCUGUGGUGGAUAGUAGUGUUUCCCAUGUGGUAUUGGUAUGCUGGAUUUCCCCUCCCCAAGGGUCUUGGCAGCCUCGGCCAGCAUGCCGGCACGCUCCCCGGGUGAGGAGAGGAGCUGUGAUGGGAGGUGUCUGCAGGCCAGCAUGAGGGCUGUGGCGUGCUCUCGUUCCCCACUGAAGUUCUCUGCGCCUUUGACUGUUGGGAUGAGAAAAGAUUCAUGUGAAAAUAAAAACUAGACUCGUGAAAAAGGUACUAAAACAUCUCCAGAUAACAGACGGCCGGCUGUAGCGGUGGCGCAGGGAGCGGUCCAGCAGCUGCUGCGUCCUGGCGGGGGAAGCGCCGGCCAUCAUCCUCAGCGUGGCCUCAUGCAGGAACACCCUCGCCACAACGCCCUGCAAUCAGAAGUCAACAAUUUAUGCCUGAUUGGCAACUGUAAUGCUUUGUACAUCACCAUUAGAUUAUAAAGGACGAUAUACACCA
Molecule: messenger RNA, 4021 nt
Organism: Eriocheir sinensis (Chinese mitten crab)
Lineage: Eukaryota; Metazoa; Arthropoda; Malacostraca; Decapoda; Varunidae
Exons: 3
Coding region: 666-2375 (569 amino acids)
Source: RefSeq, a predicted model, not a curated record